CGUCUGCAACCGUAUCGCUCGCUCCUCAAAAUCAUAACUUGGUCGUUUUUGAAGGUCAGUCAAGCCCUAACCCUAGCUCUUGAACCUCACUAAGCCUUUGGAAUUCAGAAUCAGAGACUAUGAUUAGCGUCCAAGAGUUAAGCUCAAUCGUUAUUAAUGUCUGAAUGUAAUCUCCGAGAAGAUUGCAAUAAAAAGGGUACUAAAAAAACAAGCGCGUAGAUGCAAAGGAUUCACGCGAUUAAGUCGUUUCAGGCUGAAUCACGCCGCAGAGUCCGCCUCAUUUGCGGUAGCUGUCGGUGCUGUGUGUCUCUCCUCAGCUGUUGGGAAUGCUGUGAGUGGAGAUUCUGUUGAGUUUUCUUGCUGAGGAACUCGGAGUUCGCAGAAUAGUUUUGAUUCUGGCAGCGGUGAGAUCGGUGAAAUGGUGAUGGUAGCUAAGGAAGGAGAAAGUUUGAGUGGUGAUGAUCAGGAGCAGCAGAAUGGAGUGAAGUCUCCGUGGAAGAAACCGGCUGAUGUGAAGGGAGCUGAGGCUCCUGUUAUGGGAGCUAAAUCUUGGCCAGCUCUUGCCGAAGCUCGGCCAAAGAAUGCGGAUGCUUCUCCAAAGCCGCCCGAGCUGGCUUCUGCUGCUGCUCAGACUGCGGAUGUUGUCCCCCCUCCACCUCCACCUCAACAACCUGCGCAGGGAUCAGUUAGGCCACCAAAAUCAGAGGGCUCAGUAAACACUAAUCCUUCCAAUAAGCAUCUACCAGUGCACCAUAAAAAAGCAGGAUCUAAGCGUAAUGUUCCUCCAAAUGGUGUACCCCCAUUUCCUGUUCCCUUACCUUAUCACCAACCAUCAAUGCCACCUGUUUUUCAUACUGUUCUACCUGCACCGCAUAUCCCUGUUCAUGAGUAUGCUUACCCUCCUUGUCCUGGACCGUUUCCAAGUAUAGAACCCCAUAUCAUAAAAUCUGGAUGUGAACCCCCCAUGCAACCUUUUGUUCCAUCUGGUCCUGGUGGUGCUGUUGAUGCUAAUAGAAGUUUUCAUCCUCCACCACGAGGAGAUCCGAGUGCAUAUGCUGGAAAUUAUGGUAAUAGACGAAAAAAUAUGCAAGAACCUGGUGGCCAUUUGAAUCACACAUGGCGUCAUCAACGGGCAUUUAGUCCUAGAGACAAUAUUAAUAUGCAACCAACUAUUGGACCAAGGGCUUUUAUAAGGCCACCACCUCCAUUUUUUCCAGCUCCUGGGUUCAUAAAUGUACCUGGUUUUCCUGCUACUCCUAUGUACUACCUUCCUGCUGCACCACCAGAUUCAAUUAGGGGUUCCUCACCUUGUUUUAUUGCACAUCCCCCACAUCCUGGGUUUCCCAUUCCAGCACCUGAGGCACUUGCUCUGAGGACUAACAUAGUAAAACAAAUUGAGUAUUAUUUCAGUGAUGUAAAUUUGCAGAAGGACGCCUACUUACUGUCCUUAAUGGAUGACCAAGGAUGGGUUUCAAUAUCCAAAAUUUCUGACUUCAAUAGGGUUAAGAAAAUGACUUCGAAUAUACCUUUUAUUCUGGAUGCAUUGCGGAGCUCAAGUAGCAUAGAGGUGCAGGGAGACAAGAUACGAAAACGUGAUGACUGGUCAAAGUGGCUUUGUAGAAAUACACAAUCUUCAAAACCUCGGGCACAUGGUGAAGUUGAUGAGAAAGCUACUACUGUUUCGUUAAAGAAUAGUAAGUUAAAUGAAGGUAAUAAUUAUGGCGAUAAACAUUGUAUUUUUGAAGAGACCCUGGAAUUUCCACCAAGUGAUGAAAACUUGAGGCAACACUCACUUUCAAAGAAAGAUACUCCAAAAGAGGAGAGUUUUCUGGAAUGUGACACUGAGAAGGUGCUGUCAUCUGGUGAAGCACGGGAAUUGGUUGGAGAAACUAGGGAUUCAAAUAGAGUAUUUACUUGCGAGUCAACUUCAGAGAACACAUUUUCUGAGACUGGCACUAGUCAUAGCUGUAUGUCAGACAAGGAUUUGGCUAAUUGCAUCUCAGAUAUCAAGAAUGUCAGCACUGAUUGUUGUGUUUGCUCUGAAUAUUUUCAAGGACGUGCAGGCUCUCCCAUCUUUGCUGAUCAUGAACACCAAAGCAUGGAGGUGCUAUCAGAUUUGAGUACACAGAAUCUGAGUGGCCUGUCAAAUGAUUCUGCUAGUGAUCCUUCUGGAUAUGCUGGGGAACAGGGUACUUUCAUGCUUGACGAGGAACUGGAAUUGGAGCAGGCAGCUAUCAGGAAAGAUAACCUUUUAUCGAGUAGAAGAUUUGAUGAUGAUGAAGUCGAGAUGGAUGUUAAUGAUCAGGAUGUUCAGAGACUUAUAAUUGUCACCCAGAAUAUUAGGCUAAGUGGAGAUGACAAAAUUGGACAAAGAGAAUCAAAAUCAAUUUCAAAUGAGCUUGCUUCUGCAAUCAAUGACGGUCUUUACUUUUAUGAGCAGGAGUUGAGAGCUAAACGAUCUAACAAUCAAAAGAACAAUUCUGGGCUAGAGCAUAAAGAUGGAGAUUCCAGAACUACCAGCACUGCACCUGGCUUACAAAACUCAAAGGUCAGUGUGAACACUACUGAAAAUAAUGGCUUCGAAGAGCCUGGGCCUGCUAAUUCCCGAAGGAGACAAAAUAAGGGCGUUAAUAAGCAUCAAUCAUCCCAUAAACAACGCUUAUUUCCAAGCAAUUUUAGGAACCAUGGGAAUGCUCGUAACUGUCAUAGCCUCAUAUCAGAAAGUCCACCAAGCAGUUCAGUUGGGUUUUUCUUUGGGUCAACGCCACCAGAAAGCCAAAGCACUCUGUCUUCAAAACUAAGUGGUUCACCUCAAGGGAUCCUUUCCAGUAGUAUUCCACCAGUGGGUUCUAUGCCAAAGCCCUUUCCACCAUUUCAGCAUCCAAGUCAUCACCUUUUGGAAGAAAAUGGUUUCAGACAGCAGAAGUACCUGAAAUUCUACAGACGUUGCUUAAGUGAAAGGAAAAGAUUGGGAAUUGGUUGCAGUGAGGAAAUGAAUACAUUGUACCGAUUCUGGUCAUUUUUCCUCAGAGACAUGUUUUCCCCUUCUAUGUACAAUGAGUUUCAGAAACUUGCCUUGGAAGAUGCAGCUGCUAAGUAUAAUUAUGGAUUAGAAUGCCUUUUCAGGUUUUACAGUUAUGGUUUAGAGAAGCAAUUUAGAGACGACCUGUACAAGGAUUUUGAACAGCUCACCCUCGAAUUCUACAAUAAAGGAAAUCUUUAUGGCCUUGAAAAAUGUUGGGCCUUCCACCACUAUCGUGAAGUACGGGACCAAAAAACACCUUUAAAGAAGCAUCCAGAAUUGGAUAGGUUGCUGAGGGAAGGAUAUCGUAGCAUAGAUGACUUUCGUGCAAAGGAGAGAGCAGUAAGAGAAGCUAGUAACAGUAAUAGUAGCAGUCCUGCUGAUAGAGACAAGGAGUCCCCAUUUAUUGGGCAACGUAAAUACAGGUCCAAAUUGGCAAGAGAACUGGAGUUGGCUGCACAUUGAGCAAUAUCUGUAUAAGAGUUGAGGAUUGAGAUGGUUCCACCUCUUUGGUGAGUGAACCGCGAGUUAAUUUUUGUUAGUUUUUUUUGGCCGUUGACGCAUUUUUGUGCAAAUUUUGAAGCCCUCUGCGAGCUUAGUGAGAUGGUGGAUCAGAUUAUUCUCCUGCUGUACAUAAUGAAAAAUAAAAAAAGAAAAAGAAAAAGAGACAAUAA
Molecule: messenger RNA, 3696 nt
Organism: Telopea speciosissima
Lineage: Eukaryota; Viridiplantae; Streptophyta; Magnoliopsida; Proteales; Proteaceae
Product: la-related protein 1A-like
Exons: 14
Coding region: 419-3487 (1022 amino acids)
Biological process (GO): mRNA stabilization
Molecular function (GO): RNA cap binding
Source: RefSeq, a predicted model, not a curated record